This is a messenger RNA of Lactuca sativa (garden lettuce), 2406 nucleotides long. RefSeq names its product putative receptor protein kinase ZmPK1. Lineage: Eukaryota; Viridiplantae; Streptophyta; Magnoliopsida; Asterales; Asteraceae. The record is from RefSeq and is a predicted model, not a curated record. Gene Ontology annotation, molecular function: protein serine/threonine kinase activity; ATP binding. Gene Ontology annotation, biological process: recognition of pollen; protein phosphorylation.
AUGGAUCUUCUCCUUCAUCUUCUCAUGCUCGUUUCACUACUCUCAUCUCAAACACCAUUAACAACCUCAUCAUCUUCACCACCUUACGCCUUAAAACUAGGCUCUUCUCUCUUUGUAGACAACAAAGAUGAUGUCUUAAUCUCUCCAGACAAUGUUUUCACAGCCGGAUUCUACAGUGUGGGAAACAACGCUUUUUGCUUCUCAAUUUGGUUCACUAAACCCUUAUCCACCGGGUCCCACACAGUUGUCUGGAUGGCUAACCGCGAUGCACCCGUUAACGGAAAACGGUCCAAGCUUUCCCUAACCAAAACAGGCAAUUUAGUUUUACAAGAUGCAGAUCAAGAUCUUCCCAUUUGGACCACAAGAACACGCGACUUAACCGAUUCAGCUGAAUUAAAACUCAACAAUUCAGGCAAUCUUUACCUCCAAAGUAAAGAUGAAAAGAUACUAUGGCAAAGUUUCGGAUUUCCAACCGAUACCCUUCUUCCAAAUCAACCACUAACCAAAGAAUCCAUGCUUGUUUCUUCUAGAAGCAAAACAAAUCAUUCUUCGGGUUUUUACAGGUUGUUUUUCGAUAGUGAUAAUGUUCUUAGACUCGUGUAUAGUGGACCUAAAGUGACAGGUGUUUAUUGGCCUAAUCCAGAGCUUCGAGCAUGGGAUGCUGGAAGGAGUACUUAUGGUAGUGAAAGAACUGCUUCAAUUGACACUUUUGGUCGUUUCAUUUCAAGUGAUGGUUGGUUUUUUAAUUCUUCAGAUGAUGGGAUUCAGAUUAUGAGAAGGGUCACCAUAGAUAUAGAUGGAAACCUUAGAGUCUACAGUCUGAAUGAAAACAGAACAUUCUGGAAGGUUACUUGGCAAGCCAUGGCUCAAACUUGCAUGAUUCAUGGAAGUUGUGGUGAAAACAGUACGUGUUCAAAUCAGCCAACAUUUGGUAGGAAGUGCACUUGUUUACCAUAUCAUAAAAUGGUUAAUCAAACAGAUUGGUCGUAUGGUUGUGAGCCUGAAUUUGAACAAACUUUAUGUGGUAAUGGUCACGAUAGUUUUCUACAUCUUUCUCAUUUUGAUUUUUAUGGGUAUGACUUAAAGUAUCUUCCGAAUGUUACCUUGGAUGUAUGUAAAGAAGAGUGUAUGAACAUGUGUAGUUGCAAAGGGUUUCAGUAUAAGUUCGAUAAGAAACAAGGCAUCUUUCUUUGUUACCCGAAAUUUCUAUUGCUGAAUGGGUUCAGCUCGGUUAGUUUCAAUGGUUCUUUGUAUUUAAGAGUCCCGAAAAUUACCUUAUUUUCUAAUACCACUAAAGCUACUCAAGAGCUUGGGUUAAAUUGUUCUGGACAUCCUAUGAUGGUGGAAAUGGAAAGAGUUUAUGAUAAGAAGAAUGAAAGAGGGUCUAUAAAGUUCUUAUUAUUGUUCACUUAUGUAUUUGGGGCGUUAGAGGUCGUUUGUAUAAUCUACUUCUUCUACAAAACAAGAAAAUCAGUUACAAAAUCACAAGGUUAUCUCCAAGCUGCAACGGGAUUUGAGAGGUUUAGUUAUCGGGAUUUGAGAAAGGCGUCUGAAAAUUUCAGCAUGGAGAUUGGGAGAGGAGGUGGUGCGAUUGUGUAUAAAGGGGUUUUGUCUGAUAACCGAGUUGCAGCCAUAAAACGUUUGAAAGAAGCUAAUAGCAACCAAGGGGAAGCGGAGUUUUUGGCGGAGAUUAGUACACUCGGGAGGCUUAAUCACAUGAAUUUGAUAGAUAUAUGGGGUUAUUGUGCUGAAGGAAAGCACAGGAUUUUGGUGUAUGAGUAUAUGGAGAAUGGAUCAUUGGAGGAAAAUCUACACUCGAAAAAGUUACAUUGGGAUAAAAGAUUUGAAGUUGCGUUGGGUACAGCAAAAGGACUUGCGUAUUUACAUGAAGAAUGCUUGGAAUGGGUUUUGCAUUGUGAUGUGAAGCCUCAUAAUAUAUUACUGGAUCAAGAUUACUUACCAAAAGUUGCAGAUUUUGGGUUGUCGAAGUUUUUUGAUAGAGAUGGAAGAGAUAACUCGGAGUUCACAAAGGCAAGAGGGACAAGAGGUUACAUGGCUCCAGAAUGGUUCUUUGUGAGUCUUCCGAUUACCUCAAAAGUGGAUGUUUAUAGCUAUGGAGUUGUGAUGCUGGAGAUGAUAACUGGAAGAAGCCCACAAGGCGGUGAUCAAAGUGGUGGAUAUGAAAGACCGAUGGUUCAGUGGGUGAGAGAGAAGGUUGCUGAUGGAUAUGGCGGAAAGAGUAACUGGAUUGAAGAGAUUGUAGACUCUACAGUGAAAGGAGAAUAUGACAGAAUUCGAAUGGGAAAUUUGAUCAAAGUGGCUUUGCAAUGUGCUGAGGAAAUUAAGGAUGCAAGACCUACGAUGAGCCAGGUAGUAGAUAUGCUCCUUCGCGGUGAAGAACUGUAG